Molecule: messenger RNA, 1326 nt
Organism: Gastrolobium bilobum
Lineage: Eukaryota; Viridiplantae; Streptophyta; Magnoliopsida; Fabales; Fabaceae
Product: aspartyl protease family protein 2
Exons: 1
Coding region: 1-1326 (441 amino acids)
Biological process (GO): proteolysis
Molecular function (GO): aspartic-type endopeptidase activity
Source: RefSeq, a predicted model, not a curated record
AUGGCGUCACUUCCCUCUCCCUCCCUCUUCUUCUUUUUGGUCUUCACCUUCAUCCAUUUCUGCAACUCCGCAGAAUACCUGAAGCUACCGUUGCUGCAGAGGAACCCACUCUUAUCGCCAGCUCAGCUUCUCGCCGCCGACACCCACCGCCUCUCCGGCCGCCGGAGCAUUGUAAAGUCCCCGCUCAUAUCCGGCGCUUCCACCGGAUCCGGCCAGUACUUCGUGGAUCUCCGAAUCGGGUCGCCGCCGCAGCGCCUCCUCCUCGUCGCCGACACCGGCAGCGACCUAGUAUGGGUCAAGUGCUCAGCCUGCAAAAACUGCUCCAACCACCGACCCGAAUCCACAUUCCUCGCCCGACACUCCAAAACGUUCUCUUCCCACCACUGCUACGACUCGCCGUGUCGACUCGUUCCACACCCGAAACCCGCCCGACCCUGCAACCGUACCCGGCUCCACAGCCCGUGCCGCUACGAGUAUUCCUACGCGGACGGGUCCGUAACAAGCGGGUUCUUCUCGAAAGAAACGACGACGUUCAACACAAGCUCAGGUAGGGAAGCGAAAAUAAAAAAACUCUCAUUCGGGUGCGCGUUUCGGAUCUCCGGCCCGAGCGUGACCGGUGGGAGCUUCAACGGAGCACAAGGAGUAAUGGGCUUGGGUCGUGGGUCCAUAUCGUUCAAUUCCCAAUUGGGUCGCAAGUUCGGGAACAAAUUCUCUUACUGUCUACUCGACUACACCAUAUCCCCGCCUCCAAAGAGCUACCUAACCAUCGGCGGUUCCGCUAACGACGUCGUUUCUCGCAAGUUCAGUUACACGCCUUUGCUAAAUAACCCUCUCUCUCCCUCAUUUUACUACAUUGGCAUCGACAGCGUCACCGUCGACGGCGCCAACUUACCGAUAAGUCAUUCCGUUUGGGCAAUUGACGAGCAAGGUAACGGCGGAACCGUCGUGGACUCCGGCACGACGCUGACGUUCCUGGCGGAGCCGGCUUACAGGCAGGUCCUGGCGGCGUUCCAGCGGCGCGUGAGUCUUCCGACAGCGGAGGACCUCGCUCUGGGAUUCGACCUGUGCGUGAAUGUCUCUGGCGUGUUCAGGCCGAGGCUGCCAAAGCUGAGCAUUGCUCUUGUCGGAAAAUCGGUGAUGUCGCCGCCGGCGCGAAACUAUUUCAUUGAGGCGGCGGAUCGGGUCAUGUGCCUGGCAAUCCAACCCGUGAAACCGGGUUCCGGGUUUUCGGUGUUAGGGAAUCUGAUGCAACAAGGUUACUUGUUUGAAUUCGACAUUGACAGGUCGCGACUCGGGUUCUCGCGUCAUGGAUGCGCCGUACCCUAA